This is a messenger RNA of Phaethon lepturus (White-tailed tropicbird), 1428 nucleotides long. It is a transcript of the gene VPS36, whose product is annotated as vacuolar protein sorting 36 homolog (S. cerevisiae). Gene Ontology annotation, cellular component: late endosome membrane; ESCRT II complex. The record is from RefSeq and is a predicted model, not a curated record. The transcript has 14 exons. Gene Ontology annotation, biological process: protein transport to vacuole involved in ubiquitin-dependent protein catabolic process via the multivesicular body sorting pathway. NCBI's taxonomy places the organism in Eukaryota, Metazoa, Chordata, Aves, Phaethontiformes, Phaethontidae. Bases 1 to 1221 code for a protein of 406 amino acids. Gene Ontology annotation, molecular function: ubiquitin binding; phosphatidylinositol-3-phosphate binding.
AUGGCCGUAGGCCCCAGCCAAGGGGGUAGUGGGGGAGAUGACUAUGGGUGGUAUGGGACAAGGGGUGCAAGGAGGCCUGGGCUGCAACAGAAGCAUCGGUCGGAGGCGUGGGAGGACCAGUACGUUUUGCUCCAGGGACUGGCAAGGUUUGGCUCUGUGAAAUUUGAUAGUGGAGUAUUACUGCUUAGCACACACAGACUAAUCUGGAGGGAUCAGAAGAAUCAUGAGUGCUGCAUUGCUAUACCUUUGUCUCAGAUCGUCUUUAUUGAAGAGCAAGCGGCUGGGGUAGGAAAAAGUGCCAAAAUAGUAGUUCAUCUUCAUCCUGCUUCUUCAAACAAAGAGCCUGGUCCAUUCCAAAGCAGCAAAUACUCCUACAUCAAACUUUCUUUCAAAGAACAUGGGCAGAUUGAGUUCUAUAGACGAUUAUCAGAAGAAAUCACACAAAGGAGAUGGGAGAACAUGCCUACUGGUCAGCCCAUUCAGGUUAACAAGGAUCCACAGGCAGGAAGAAUAAGGGCUGUAGGAAUUGUAGGGAUCGAAAGGAAAUUAGAGGAAAAAAGAAAAGAGACUGACAAAAACAUUUCCGAGGCUUUUGAGGAUCUUAGCAAACUAAUGGAGAAGGCUAAAGAAAUGGUGGAGUUAUCCAAGUCAAUAGCUAAUAAAAUUAAAGAAAAACAAGGUGACAUCACUGAGGAUGAGACUAUUAGGUUCAAGUCCUAUCUACUGAGUAUGGGUAUAGCUAAUCCCGUUACUAGGGAAACAUACGGAUCUGGUACACAUUACCACAUGCAACUGGCAAAGCAACUAGCUGGAAUACUGCAGACACCAUUAGAGGAGCGAGGAGGGAUCAUGUCACUUACAGAAGUGUACUGUCUGGUAAAUCGUGCGCGAGGAUUGGAGUUGCUGUCACCGGAAGAUUUAGUAAAUGCUUGUAAGAUGCUAGAGUCACUGAAAUUACCACUAAGGCUUCGUAUAUUUGAUAGUGGUGUGAUGGUGAUUGAACUCCAGUCUCAUAACGAAGAGGAAAUGGUAGCUUCUGCUUUAGAGACAGUGUCUGAAAAGGGUUCACUCACAGCUGAUGAAUUUGCUAAGCUGGUGGGGAUGUCUGUUCUCUUAGCCAAAGAAAGGCUGCUUCUUGCUGAAAAGAUGGGCCAUCUUUGCAGAGAUGAUUCAGUGGAAGGAUUGAGAUUCUACCCAAAUUUAUUUCUGACACAAAGCUAAUGUAGUUCGUGUACAAUUUGUUAUGUAACAGUCAAACAAGAGAGCAGAGAGCAGAAUCCUUCCAACAACGGACUUUAGAAUUUUUAUUUUGUUAGUCAGCUGCAACAGUGAUGAACAUUGCAACGCUUUACAGUUCUCAGGUAUUUCAAGUGUUGAAUCCUCUUCGGUGGAACUGAAAGGAAAUAGGAAUCACCAGAAGUCAGAAGC